GGAAAUCAGUAUUAAUAGAGCUAACAACCAACUGAAGAUUCAGCAAAACCCCAUUAUUAAUAACGAAAAUAUGAAGAAAACCGCCGCAGAUCAUCAGUCCCAAGACCAUGACCUGUUUGGCGGUGGUGGUGCGCCUGAUCAGGAAGACAAGAGAAAGAGGGCGGCGAGCGGCGGCGGCGCCACUAAUACGAAGAAAAGCUCCGGCGGCGGCGGUGCGAGCUCGACGAUGAAGAGCUGCCAGGCUGAGAAGUGCUCCGCCGACCUGAGCGAUGCAAAGACUUACCACCGACGGCACAAGGUCUGCGAACACCACGCCAAGGCGCAGGUGGUGGUUGUCGCCGGAAUCCGCCAGAGGUUCUGCCAGCAAUGCAGCAGGUUUCAUGACAUUUUGGAAUUCGACGAAAGCAAAAGAAGCUGCAGAAGGCGUUUGGCAGGUCACAAUGAGAGGCGAAGGAAAAACCCCGCCGACAGUUAUUCACAAGGAGCAGCAGAAGGUGGCGGCUCCUCCUCCUCCACCACCACCACCAGCCGGAUCAAAGGCGGCAGUAGUAACACGAGCAGCGGUCACGUCCAAGAAAAUGCAAAUAAUUACAACAAACACUUCCAUAUCAGAUGACUACAAUCGAUUAAUUAUGGCUAAGUGGAAUUAAGCUCCCUCUCUUCUGUCAUCCUCAUUGGCAAUUUAUAUAUAUAUGCUAAAGUAUAUUUAGUUAGUAGCAUAUCUAUUUAAGGCCAUGCAAAAAAAAAAAAAAAAAAAAAAAUUGGAGCAUUUGUAGCUACAAGUACUCCUUGUGUUUAUUGACUUGGUCAUAUAUAAACAUUCUCCAAUAAGCCAUCUCUUAUUUUGGCAUAAUUUGAUUGUAAUAUUGUUACCUAGCUAGCUAGUUUGCCAAAAAAUGUUGUCAAGUAUUCUAGUUGAUGUGGUCUAAACUUCAUCGUAUAUAUAUAGGGUUGGAUGCGUCCUCUCGUCGA
Messenger RNA from Erythranthe guttata (spotted monkey flower), 972 nucleotides. RefSeq lists its product as uncharacterized. Gene Ontology annotation, molecular function: DNA binding. Gene Ontology annotation, cellular component: nucleus. NCBI's taxonomy places the organism in Eukaryota, Viridiplantae, Streptophyta, Magnoliopsida, Lamiales, Phrymaceae. The record is from RefSeq and is a predicted model, not a curated record.